UGACCAAAAUGGGACGUGUAUUUGAUAUGCUUGUUUGUAUGUGUGAUUUGCAAAAUAGAUUACUGCAAGAAAUUGAGAUAUGUUAGCUCUUUUAUUGUGAAAUAGAUGGAAAAGGCAAUUUGGAAUGAACAUUACACUACCGUUUUCUGUGAGAUAUGCAAAGAUGAGGUUGAUGCUAACAAUAGGCCAUUGGGAUGUUUGAACCGGAGAGGUUAUAAAAACCUGGGUGAGAAGUUCUUUGCACAAACGGGGAAAAAAUUAACCAAGAAGCAAUUUAAAAACAAGUGGGACUUGUUGAAGAAAGAGUAUACUCAAUUUAUGGAGUUGAAGAAUGCGGCAACCGGGCUAGGUUGGGAUUAUGUGAGGGGAACCAUUGAGGCUGAUGAAGUUUGGUGGAAGGUCCAUUUGGAGAAAUACCCGAAGCAUGCAAAGUACAAGAAGAAAGGAUUGGCCAACUUGGAUGAGUUGGAUGCCAUGUUUGACGAAGCUGCCUGA
Lolium perenne is the source of this 495-nucleotide messenger RNA. NCBI's taxonomy places the organism in Eukaryota, Viridiplantae, Streptophyta, Magnoliopsida, Poales, Poaceae. The record is from RefSeq and is a predicted model, not a curated record.